This is a messenger RNA of Owenia fusiformis, 2031 nucleotides long. NCBI's taxonomy places the organism in Eukaryota, Metazoa, Annelida, Polychaeta, Sabellida, Oweniidae. The record is from the annotation of a GenBank genome assembly.
AUGUUAAGUUAUUCCUUGUAUUGUUCUGGCUUUAUAGGGUCAAAGGUUUGUCUCAGAAUGCUAAGGGGCACAGUAAAACUUUGGCAAUGUAUGAGCCGCAAUGGUACUGGCCAGAUACAGGUCCUGCGUAUGCUUACUACAGCUCCUAAUUUGGUUAAAGAGUCACUCCACUACUUGGAUGGUAAGAGAGUCGAUGCCACUAGUGAUGACACAAGCCAGAAGUUUGAUGUUCUCUACCCAGCAACUGGUGAGGUGCUAUGUCAAGUCCAGAGUGCUGGGAGAUCAGAUGUAGAUGCUGCAGUCAACAGUGCCAAGGAAGCCUACAAGGAAUGGUCUCAGAGAUCUAAUAUGGAGAGAGGCAAAGUACUCCUCAAAGCUGCUGAAAUAGUCAGAAGCAACUUAGAAGACCUGGCUAGGACUGAGGUGCUUGACACAGGAAAGCCUAUAUGGGAAGCCAGACUUGAUAUAGAUGGCUGUGCUGGUACAAUGGAGUAUUAUGGGGGAAUAGCACCCUCUUUGCAGGGAGAACAUAUUUUACUUCCCAAUGGUAACUUCGCAUAUACGCGAAGAGAACCUCUGGGUGUUGUUGGGGGUAUAGGAGCAUGGAACUACCCCUUUCAGAUGGCCAGCUGGAAGACAGCCCCUGCCCUAGUGGUUGGGAACACUAUGGUCUUCAAGCCAUCCCCUCUCACUCCUCUGACAGCUGUUAUGCUAGCUGAAAUGUACUCACAAGCUGGGCUCCCUGAUGGAUGCCUAAAUAUAAUACAGGGUAUGGCAGAGACAGGUGCAUUGCUAAGCAGCCAUCAACACAUAGAGAAGAUGACCUUCACUGGAAGUGUUCCUACAGGGUCAAAGGUCAUGGAAGCCUGUGCAAAGGACAUCAAGCAUGUUACACUCGAACUUGGAGGGAAGUCACCACUGAUUAUAUUUGAAGACUGUGAUCUAGAGAAUGCUGUUAAAGGGGCAAUGCUUGCCAACUUCAUGAAUCAAGGACAGGUGUGUUCUAAUGGUACUAGAGUAUUUGUACAGAGGUCCAUUUUGGAUGCUUUCUUGGAUAAACUCGUCACACGUGUGAAGAAAAUGCAAAUAGGCGACCCAUUAUUAGAAAAUACUACAGUCGGGUCUAUGAUCAGUAAAGAACAGUGUGAUAUAGCAUUGUCUUACAUAGAAAGUGCAAAAUAUGAGGGUGCAACUGUACUGUAUGGUGGUGAAAAAGUGAUUCCAAGUUCACAAUUUGCCAAGGGGAAUUUCCUACAACCAACCAUCCUUGUGAAUUGCCGUGACAAUAUGAAAGCUGUGCGUGAAGAGAUAUUUGGUUCCGUCAUGGCUGUAUUGACCUUUGACACUGAAGAAGAGGUGCUUCAGAGGGCCAAUGAUACACAAUUUGGCUUGGCUGGAGGAGUAUUUACAAAGGAUCUCCAGAAGGCUCAUAGAGUUGCAUCAAAGAUGGAAGCAGGGUCUCUAUACAUUAACAACUAUAAUGUUUACCCCCCAGAGAUUCCCUUUGGAGGAUAUAAGAAAUCAGGUCUAGGACGAGAAAAUGGUGCUGUGACAUUAAAUCAGUACACACAAGUGAAAUGUGUCUAUGUAGAAAUGAAUGAUGUAGACUCUGGACCAUUGUGAAAUAAGCCUGAGAUUGUGAAAUAAGCCUAAGAUGGUGAAUUGAAACUAGGAUCUUCACUUGAUUCUAAAAUUGAGAAUUUAAGCUUGGAACAGGCCUGUGUGGAUGUUUCCAGGGAUUUUGAAUGUGAACUUAGAUUUUAAAUCAAAUACACCUCAACCUGAAACGCACCUGGGAUUUUGCCAUAAACAUGAAAUUGUCAGAUAGACUUGGAAAGUUGGAGUUAGAAAUUAAAUUGGGAAAUACCUGGGGUUUCAUUGUGAGGCAUGCACUAAAUUGGUAUUAAAUUCAGCAGUCUCUCAAUAUAGAAUACAUAAGAUGGGAGCCAGAAUAUUGAACAAAUACACAUUCCAUGAACAAAUAUGUUGUGAACUUUUGUUUUUGACAAAAUAAAUGUUUUGUUUAUUAAA